UGUCGUGACAAGCUCAAAAGGCUGAAGACGAAGAUAUUUUUGAGGUUUGGUUUGAGCUUUGAGAUGUGAUUUUUUGUUGAUGUAAGCGCGUUGGUUAUUCGUCUGGCAAUUUAUUGCAUGUUUCAUGGAGGAUUAAUUUCAGGAAACAAAAUUACAAAAGUAAAUUUGUAUUCAACUACAUACUUCUUAUUUUAUAACAGAUUGAAGUUCUUAUGCUCAACUAUGGUUAGAAUUUACGGUUCGUUCUUAUUUGUUUUAGUGUCUUUUGUCAGAAGUAAUGAAAUUUUUAGACCUAGGGGAGUUGCAAUCACAAAAGCAGUAUUGUACGACGCUUCCAAAGACUUCACAUGUUUCAAUGGUGCCCUUACUAUACCAUUCAAGUACGUGAAUGAUGAUUUCUGUGAUUGCUUGGAUGGAAGUGAUGAGCCAGGUACAGCGGCUUGCCCGAAUGGCUCAUUUCACUGUGUCAAUGCAGGACAUAAAUCAAUGAUUGUGCCAUCUUCCAGAGUCAACGAUGGUAUAUGUGAUUGUUGUGAUGCAUCUGAUGAGUACGCCCAUCCCGAUCUUUGCGGAAACAUUUGCGACAAAUUGGGCGAGGAAGCUCGGGUGGCGGCUCAGCGGAGAGCGGAAAUCAUAAAAGCUGGCUGCGAGCUCAGAGAGCAGCUCUCCUGGAAAGGCAAAAAGCUCAAAGAAGAGAAAAAGGAAAAGAUAGCUGUGCUAGAAAAAGACAAGGCUGAAGCAGAAUCAUUGAAGGAAGAGAGAGAAGCAAACAAGAAAAAAGCGGAAACAAUCGAGGCAGCAGCGCUCGAAAUCUACAGAAACGCCGAGGAAGCAAAACGCAAAGAGAAGGAUGAACAGAAUCGAAAGCAAAUGGAGCAGGAAGCCUUUGAAGUGUUCAAUCAGCUCGACUCUGACCGAGAUGAAAAACUUCAAGUUGAUGAGCUGAGAGUUAGACAAACAUUCGAUCAAAAUAAGGAUGGUCAAGUUUCUGAUGAUGAGUUGAAGUUUUUCAUGGGUGGCUUGGAAGAGAUUACGUGGGCCGACUUCUUGGAAUCAGGUUGGCAGCGAAUGAAGCCGUUCUUCAUGUUGGAGAAAGGCAUUUUCCAGCCUCCAUCAACAGAACAGAAGACAGAAAGCCAAGAAGCGCAUACUGAAGGUCAUGAAGGCGGUGAGGAUGAUCUAGGAGGCAUGACCCAUGAAGAAUACGAUGACGGAACAGCUGAUGAUGAAGAUGAAUUUGAAAGUGUAGAUGAGCCGGCUGAGAACGGUGAACAUGCGGAUGAAGAAGGAGACGAUGGUGCCGCCAAAAAGGCUGAGGAGGAAAGUGCUCCCAAGUACGACGAAAUGACCCAGAAAGUUAUCGAUAUUGCCAAUGCGGCGAGAUCGGAGUUUGAAAGUGCUGACAGAGAAGUGAAAGACUUGGAGCGUUCGCUGCGGCAACUGCAGGAAGGCCUCAACAAGGACUACGGCCACGAAGAGGAGUUUGCGCCAUUGGACGGCGAGUGCUUCGAAUUCACCGAUAGAGAAUACGUCUACAAGCUCUGUCCGUUCGAUCGGGUAAGUCAAAGGCCUCGGUCGGGAGGCUCAGAAACAACACUGGGACUUUGGCAGAAAUGGGUUGGCAGAGAAAACCCCUACUCAGCUAUGCUCUACGACCAAGGCCAGACCUGCUGGAAUGGACCACAACGAUCCACACAUGUGCAAGUGUCAUGUGGCGUGGAAAACGUAGUGCUGUCCGUGUCGGAGCCGAACCGUUGCGAGUACCUGUUCCAUCUCGCCACCCCAUCCGCCUGCUGGCCCGAGUUGCCGCAGCAGCAUCCGCACGACGAACUUUGAUUGUACAACUCAGCCAAACGACCACUAUUUGUCGUCAAUGCUAUUUGUGUUCCGUUGCCGAAAGCCGUUGUGAUGGUGUUUCCAUUUGUGAUGUUGUCUAGCAUUUAACACUACACUUGUCUCCCCGUCUCCACCAACUGAGGAAGAGAUCAAGUGUGAUUCCACCUUUUAUAUAUGAAUUCUGUCAUUCCAUAUUUAUAUACUUUUAUAAAUAUUAUGAUUGAGUGGAAGUCUUUUAGAACGUUGUUGGUCUACACUCACCUGAACCCUCUCCCCCUUCAACAACCAUUACUCACCUUUCGGUAGAAUCAAAAAAUAGGAUAAGUUGUUCAAUGACAAUGGAAUCAAGUAUGUAGUAGCAAGUUUUCUCUCAAGAGCUGGCAAUAUUGAUUGGAUAUUUGGAAGCCAGAAGUGUCGUCAAAGUUGUAGAAAGUAUUGGAUCGGUUUAAUUUAUCGUAUUAAUCACAUGGAUCAUAAUUAUUGUAUUAUUAUAAAUUUCAACAUCGAAUAAUAUAGAGGAAAUUGAAACUGUCGAAAAAGUUAUUUGCUGUGGAGGGAUAUUGCAUUAUUAUGAAUUUCAACAUCCAAUUAUAUAGAGGAAAUUGAAUAUGACCGAAAAUUAUUUGCUAGUGGAGGGAACCUAUUGUAAUAGGGCCCUAUUGUUUGAGGUUUAUGGUUAAUUGUUAUAACUAAUUGAUUCCAGUAUCAAUUUGCUAUUGCAAUGAAUUUAUAGAUUGAAAUUGUAUAACUUGAGUCGAAAACAUGUUUACAUCACAGUAUAUUAUGUUAUCAAUGUCAUAUACAUUAUUAUUUUCAUUAAAAUGAGACUUAUUGGGAGUGAGUUUAGAUUUUUAGCACCGCCUUUUUUCUUAUCAAUUUAUUAUUCCAUAAUAAUAUUAAAAGUGAACAGUAAAAUUAAAAUAGUUAUUAAAUUCAGUAAAUUAUUGUUAUUAGUUGUGUUAGUGAGUAUUAAUGUAUUAGUAAAAAUAGAUGAUAAUGAUUGGUGUAUAUAAAUAAUGUUGUGUUAAGCUAGCGCCACACUCUCGCCAAGUCGCUUGCCAAGCGGCUCGCUGUAUAGGCUACAUCUAUACGGCGGAGUGAAGGCGAGCGGUGGCAUAGUAGCCACCAUCCACACUCUCGCACUCGUCGUCAUUUAUACACACUUGGCAAGAGUGUGGAAGCGGCAUCAAAGGUUAUUAUUUCAUUUCAAGAUCAUUUGAGAUAGUCAUGUUUUAUCAUCACAACAUGAUCAAUCAACGGCUUGAAUAAUUUAUUGCAGCCUCAAAUUACUGCGCUAUUGUUUGAGGGCUAUUGUUACAAGUGUCACAUUUGUUUGUACUAGCUCAGAAAACUCCCAGGCAAGACUCAAAUUGUUUGAAGCUUCAAAUUUAAUCCAUAUAUUGUCUAUUCGAAUUUUUUUAUCAAACCAAGUUUCCAAUUAUCCAAUUAUGAUUGAACUCAUUAAUUGACUCAUUCGAUAUCAUCACUGUUGAUCCAACAUAUUUUUCUAUAACCCAGAGGUAAUUUUUACUCUGUAAAAACUCUCUACAUCAUUCUCAAUCGGUUCAAUAAUAUCUAUCUAUCUAUCAAUAUUAUCUAUUAUUUAUUUGAAUUUCCAUUGUAUUAUUCACUAUCAUCUAUUCCUUUUGGAUUAGUUAUUUUCUUGAAUUAUAAUUAGGGUCUGAGUAUUUCAUUAGGCUGAAUCAUAUUUUAACAAGUUUUUUUUUAUGAUAAUUUGAGUUUCAAAUGAUAAUGAAUAGGUCCAAUAUCUUGAGAUCUCAUCUGUAUCUGUUUUAAUUCUGUAAUGGUAUAAGUGGUGAAUCACCACUUAUAUAUUCUACGUCAACCUGAAUUAUUGGUGGUUACUUAACUAGCAAGUACCUUUGUGAUGUUUAGUUUAUGAUAUUGUAUUAUUAUUCGCUCCGAGUUAAGAAGAGUAACUUAAUUUUUCAUCUGGUUAUCCAUCAAAUAUAGCACAAACAGACAAAUUCUGUAAGUAAACAUUUUUUGCUCCAGCCACUCGAGUUGAAGGGAUUCCCAUUGUAUGAUACCGUCAUUGCAAUUGGAAAGCGUUUAUCUAUAUGCAACUUGAAUUAUCCAUAAAAUACAAAAAGUAUAAAUGAAAAUAGGAACAUUCGAUACUAUAUAACCCAAAGAAGAAAGUUUUAAUAUUCGUAUUUUUCUGUUAUUCUCAAAAAGGUGGGUGAUGAUUAAAUGUAUUGGUGUUGAUUUGAAUGUAUGUAAUGUAGGCUAAUAUUGAACAACAUAAAAUAAUAGUUUUAAGAAUACUGGUCUCAAAAAGCAUCAACUGUCAAGAAAAAAUAUUCCGAUUUGUAGUGCUAGUAAGCACUUUAUUGGUUGAAGAUAGUUUUAAUUUUUCGAAUUAUUGUGAUAAUGUACAUGUAAAAGUAUUGAAUUCAUUCGAGAUUAAAAGCGAUUGGUUGUUAAACGUA
Molecule: messenger RNA, 4289 nt
Organism: Nilaparvata lugens (brown planthopper)
Lineage: Eukaryota; Metazoa; Arthropoda; Insecta; Hemiptera; Delphacidae
Gene: GCS2beta
Product: glucosidase 2 subunit beta
Exons: 11
Coding region: 118-1836 (572 amino acids)
Biological process (GO): N-glycan processing
Cellular component (GO): glucosidase II complex
Molecular function (GO): calcium ion binding; protein binding
Source: RefSeq, a predicted model, not a curated record